Molecule: messenger RNA, 1205 nt
Organism: Gasterosteus aculeatus aculeatus (three-spined stickleback)
Lineage: Eukaryota; Metazoa; Chordata; Actinopteri; Perciformes; Gasterosteidae
Product: protein C1orf43
Biological process (GO): phagocytosis
Source: RefSeq, a predicted model, not a curated record
UAAAGUGUCGCAAAGUGUCGCAAGACGCUGUCGCGCUCACCGCUCCCAGCUAGCACGAGCAAACGUUACACUUCUUACUUCAUUCAGGAUGUCGCCGGACACAUAGAUGAGUAUCAGUAAUGUUGCGUCAUAGAUCCUUCUAUAAAAUCAUCCCUCCAAAGCCGACAAACAAUUUAUUGCCUGUGCAGCAGUGGCCAUUAUUUUGAAGAUGGACAACCGAGUGUUAGCUGCCAAGCUAAUGUAACGUUAGUAACACAACGUCCUAGCUUACGCGAUCGACCUGUGGACAAAGUGCAACGCGGACGCAUAACAUGGCAGAAUCGCCGCCGUUGUCUGGGGUUAAUGUUGUUCUGGUUAUGGCCUAUGGAAGCUUGGUGUUCGUGCUGCUGUUUAUCUUCGUCAAAAGGCAAAUCAUGCGUUUCGCGAUGAGAUCCCGCCGAGGACCCCAUGCACCCAUCGGCCACAACGCACCCAAGGGUUUGAGGGAGGAGAUUGACUCCAUGCUGUCCAAGGUCCACGAGAUCCGCUUCGAACCUCGUCUCCUGUCCGAGGAAGACGACAGGCUGAGGCCCGAAUCCCAGAUCAGUCAGUCGCCUCAUUCAGCCCAUCAACUGCCACCUGAAUUAUGUUGCUACAACUACCUGUACAGAAUGAAAGCUCUGGAUGCCAUCCGUGACUCAGGGAUUCCUCUGCAGGAAAUAAGCCGCUCUCCCAGCGCGUUUACUGGACGCAGCUUCAGGAACUGGCUGAUGGAGCUGCGCAACUCCCACUCGCUGAUCAAGAGCAGCCGCAGCCCGCUCAUUGACCGUUUGCUCGAAGGCUACGACAGCGCUCGCCAUGGAACCGGGGUGUUUGGGGAAGUGGAGUUUCUCGAAUACCAGCGAGCUCUCGACGAACUGGCCGAUGUGGUAAAAGCAUAUUCCAGCACCACCAGUCUGGACCAGCACCACCAGUCUGCAGCGAAGGACCUGACGGGCUCCCCCGUCCGGAGCAGUCCUUCCACCAUCCAGGUCACCUACCUGCCCUCCACCGGACAGCGCAGCAAGAGGCCCAAACACUUUUUGGAGCUCAAAAGUUUUAAAGACAAAUACAACACGUUGGAGAGCACCCUGUGAGAGAUGUGUUCCCCGGACGGACGGACUGUCUGCAAAAUGUUCCUCUGAACGGAUACACAGUCUGCUGGAAAACAUGACACGUUGUAACUU